Exophiala dermatitidis NIH/UT8656 is the source of this 738-nucleotide messenger RNA. RefSeq lists its product as uncharacterized. Lineage: Eukaryota; Fungi; Ascomycota; Eurotiomycetes; Chaetothyriales; Herpotrichiellaceae. The coding region runs from base 1 to 738 and encodes 245 amino acids. The record is from RefSeq and is a predicted model, not a curated record. The transcript is spliced from 3 exons.
AUGAAGACCGUCUUGUUCACUAUUGCUCUGGCUGUUGCCGCAAGAGCUGUCCGCGUCCCUCUGUGCUCAGCAAUUUGCAUGACCAAUGGUAUUGCUGCCACAGGAUGCUCUACCAGUGACACGGCAUGUAUCUGCACGUCUGAAAGGUUCUUCCCGACAGUCGCGGAAUGUGCCGAAUCUGAUUGCAGUGGGGACAAGUCUGUUGUAGACACUGCCGAUCGGUUUUGUGCAAAUGCAGGUAUCCAUGUGGAAGUGAAGAGAUGGGGCGGCAGUGAAAGCCACGGCCAAGGUCAGGGUGGUCACGGUCCUGGUGGUUACGGCAGCCACUUUGGCCAUGGCCGCUGGAAUGGCGGCCCACCGGCGGGGCCGGGAGGAAAAGGCCCAGGUCCUCAAAGCUGGAAGGAAACUGAUGCUAAAGGGGGCUCGCCCGCAACUGCUAAUGAUGGUCCAACUGAUGGUUCGGCUAGAGGCUCAACCCCGGGGACUUCUGGCAACUGGGCGGACUGGUCCUCGGGGGGCUUGACCGAUGGUUCUUCAGGAGGUUCCUCUGGCGGUGUUCAUGACGGUUCUUCUGGAGCUCCAGUAAAUCAAGCAUGGAGCGGCGGAAGAGGACGUCCUGUCUGGGGCGGCAACGGCAAUCCAUGGCAACAAUCCAAGGGAGGAGGCAAUCCACCCAACACUCCGACUUCCCAGAUCACUAUGAGCCGCACCCAACUGGACCCUGGGAACCGCCGGUGA